AUGGUGGGGGGGGGGGGGGGGGGGGGGGGGGGGGGGGGGGGGGGGGGGGGGGGGGGGGGGGUGGGGGGGGGGGGGGUGGGGGGGGGGGGUAGGGGGGGGGGGGGGGGGGGUAGGGGAGGGGGGGGGGGGGGGGGGGGGGGGGGGGGGGGGGGGGGGGGUAACAACACAACACAAAACCUCCGUCCAACCUGCGCCCCCUCUGUUCAACUCACAACCGAUCUCCCGUUACGCUCUAGAGAUCCGCUCAUCCAGCACCCUGUCCAAUCCUAUCCUUAUCCACCCCCCUCUUGCCCGAGCACGCGACAACCUAGUUACCAGUUGACAGAUGGGCGUGAUGGCGAACACCGAAGUGUGGUCAAUCAUAAUACGAUCCAAAUAAUGGCACUCAUAGAGUCCUUGGGGAUCGAGCUGCUCGUUCCUCUCACUUUAACCCAUGCCAUCUUCUUUGUCCCAUCCCGCUCCACGUGGGAGUCCUAA
This is a messenger RNA of Dicrocoelium dendriticum, 477 nucleotides long. Lineage: Eukaryota; Metazoa; Platyhelminthes; Trematoda; Plagiorchiida; Dicrocoeliidae. The record is from the annotation of a GenBank genome assembly.